Messenger RNA from Pezoporus flaviventris, 2145 nucleotides. It is a transcript of the gene PRICKLE4, whose product is annotated as prickle planar cell polarity protein 4. Bases 154 to 1734 code for a protein of 526 amino acids. The record is from RefSeq and is a predicted model, not a curated record. Lineage: Eukaryota; Metazoa; Chordata; Aves; Psittaciformes; Psittacidae. The transcript is spliced from 8 exons. Gene Ontology annotation, molecular function: zinc ion binding.
GGGGGAAACCAAGCUGUUUCCCUGGCUCAGCUUGGAUGUUUUCCUUUCGCUUUGCACCGUGUUCCCGGCCCAGCCUCCUCCAUUCACGACCGGGACAAGGCAGUGGACGGAGCGACGGAGCGCGGAGCCCAAGGCAAGGCGAAGGGGCAGCUCAUGUCCCUGCCCAGCACCGCAUGGCCCCAGCGCGAUGAGCCCCCUCCCUGCGGCACCACCACCACCAGCCUCCCGCUGGCCUCAUCCGACAGCGACUCCGGCUGUGCCCUGGAAGAGUAUCCGGAGCCCCCCACAGAGCCUGCGCCCCCCGAGGUCCCGCCGUGCUCCGGCGCCCCCGCUCUGCAUCCCUGCUCACCCACUGACAGCAUCCAACUCCGCACCAGAGCCCUCCUGCAGCAGCUGCCCCCUCAGGACUGCGAUGAGCGGUACUGCCCCGACCUCGCCGAGGAGGAGAGGAGGCAGCUCCGAGCCUUCAGUGCCCGACGGAGACGCGAGGCGCUGGGGCAGGGGCUGGCAUGCCCCGUGCCGGGUCCCUGCCAUGGCUGUCCCUGCAAGAAGUGCGGCCGGAGGCUGAACAAGGGGGACCCAGGGGUCUCAGCAUCGCGCCUCGGGGACCAGUUCUGGCAUCCGUCCUGCUUCUCCUGCCACUUCUGCCACCAGCCCCUGGUGGACCUCAUCUACUUCCAGCAGGAUGGGAGGAUCUACUGCGGCCGGCACCACGCUGAGCUCUUUCGGCCCCGCUGUGCCUCCUGCGACCAGCUGAUCUUCAUGGAGGAAUGCAUCGAGGCCGAGGGCCGGCGCUGGCACUUGGAGCACUUCUGCUGCCUGGAGUGCGAUGCUCCCCUGCGCGGGCAGCGCUACGUGAUGCAGAGCGGCCGCCCCUGCUGCCGUGGAUGCUUCGAGAGCCUCUUCGCUGAGCCCUGCCAGGCCUGCGGGGACCCCAUCGGUGCUGACAGCGAGGAGGCCACGCACCAGGGGCUGCGCUGGCACGCCCGGGCCGCCUGCUUCUGCUGCAGCCGCUGCCGCAAGCCCCUGCGGGGGCAGCCCCUCACGGCGCGCCGCGGGCGGCUCUUCUGCUCCGAGACCUGCAGCCGGCGGCAGGACGGAGCCUCCAGCGCCUCCUCCGACUCCUCCGACUCUGCCUUCGCUUCGGCUCCAUCCCCGGCCUCGACGCCCCUGUCCCGAGCCAGCGCCGCGGGCAGGACCGGCGGCACCGGGGGCUGCAGGCAGCCGGUGGAAGGGGCUGAGGCUCCUUCAGAUCCGGCCCCCGUACAUCCUGCGUUCAGGAGUCGGGAGGGCUGCGGAGCAGUGGGUAAGGAGCGGAGCAGCAAUGCUGCGCACACAGGGAUGCUGGGACCACCGGCUGGACACCCCUCUGCCCCCCAGCCCAGCACAGAGGGUCCCAAUGAGCUUGGAGGCUCGGGACACCCAGUUUUGGGGGGCUCUGAGCCCAGAGCACCCGCAGGCAAUGGAAACGCAUCGUUCCGAGCAGGCACAUCCCCUGGCCAGCACAGCCUGCAGCCGGAGGACAUCGACCUGCAGGACAUCACAGAGGAGGAUGACUCCUGGUGCCCCACCUGCUCUUCAUCUUCAGACACAGACUCAGAGGAAGAGGGUUUCUUCUUUGGGAAGCCCAUUCCCAAGCCUGGGAUGAGCUCCCUGGGCAGGGAGCCUCCGGAGAGGGCCAGGGGCAGGACGGUGAAGCCGUGGGGCAGCAGCAAGCACUGCAGCGUGUCCUAACAGCAGGGACUGGGGGUACUGGACCCGGGCUGCUGCCCUGCCAGCCCCUGCCGUGCUCUCACCACGUUCCGAGUGUGUGCUGGAUGCGGCUCAAGGCUCAUGGGAAGCUGUUGGGAUCCUUCCCCCCCCCCAGCAGCCGCCGGCAAACAACAGCCUGUGAUUCCCAGCGGCCUCUCCCGCAAUUAGGAACAGGAAAAGCAGGUAGGGAGCAGGGAGCUGCGGCCUCCCUUCACAGACACGGUGGCAGCCCAGAGAGCAGCCACAUGCAGGGGAGGGGACAAAGGCAGAGCUGCCUGCAUCGUCCUGCUGCUGGGGACCUGUGGGGACAGGCAGGGUCCUGGCUGCAGGGUGGGAUCCUUCACUGGGAUACCUUGAAGGAUGGCCAGCCAUGCUCCAUCCCUCAUGGCACCA